This is a messenger RNA of Ctenocephalides felis (cat flea), 4047 nucleotides long. RefSeq lists its product as uncharacterized. The transcript is spliced from 6 exons. Gene Ontology annotation, molecular function: TFIIIC-class transcription factor complex binding. Lineage: Eukaryota; Metazoa; Arthropoda; Insecta; Siphonaptera; Pulicidae. Gene Ontology annotation, cellular component: transcription factor TFIIIB complex. Bases 235 to 4047 code for a protein of 1270 amino acids. The record is from RefSeq and is a predicted model, not a curated record. Gene Ontology annotation, biological process: RNA polymerase III preinitiation complex assembly.
UUAUUUUUGGGUUACGUUCGACGGAUACUUUGCUUUGCUGCACGUGUUAUGGCAUGUGUCUACAACAUUUUAUUCGUCUUCGAUGCAGAAUAUUAUGAAUGAUUAUUUUUGUAUGAAGUUCACGAAUGUAUAUAUUAAAUAUGUCUAUUUUUUACACGAAUAUUACCCGAACAAUAUUGUUGUAAGUGAAAAAAUAUUUUGAUGUUAUUUUUUUAGUAUAGAAUCUGAUUUAGAAUGUCACUGAGACGUGCUCGAAUAAAAGCUGUAGCAAAUUUACCGGUUCGUCGAAAGGUUAACACAGAAAGUCAAUCACUCGCAAAUGAUGUCACGACGGAAACAAAUAAUGAAAAUAACCCUCAAGAAAUAACAGCUGAUUCAGAUAGUUUAAUUCAUCCAGCGCCUUGUAUAAAUAAUAAUAUUGAAAUCAACGAUCUGAAAAAACAUGAGUUAAUAUCAUCUUCGAAAGAAGCGCCAACACAGUUACAAGAGGGUGAAAUUAAAACUUCUGAAACAAAAUUGCGCAAUGAUAAAAACUCUUAUUCGGUUUCCACAAAUGACAGUGAUACAACAAAGGAAAAUGAGAAUUCUACAAACAUUAAUCCAAGUGUUGCUAAAGAAAGUCAAAGACUGCAAUCUCGCAGAAUCACUAAACCAGUUAUUAAUAGGAGAUUACUUCAAACGCCUACUCAAAAGCCUGUUCCACAGACAAUUGUUCUUUUGUCCCCGGAUGCUUCGAGCACACCUAACACGAUAAUUAAUGAUAUCACACCAACAAAUAAAGAUACUUUAAAUAAAGUUCAUACUGUACCAGGAAUAGAUCCUUUAGUAAAUUGCAACAAAACUAGUUUGUCUGAGUGUGAUAACAAUGAUGUUUUGGAGGUUUCACUUAAUCCUCCUGCUUCACCAACUAAAAACAGACAGAGAAUCAAACCCACCCCUAGAUUGAAUCAUAGAAGAAGUGGGAUACAUGGAAAUGCUAGUGAGUCAGAAGAUGAAUCACGGAAUACUCCAUCUAGUAGAAAUAUUUCUUCGCAAAGUCUUGAUGCUUCACCGCCACUCACAAAAAUUACCCGAAGUGUUGUGAUACCAAAGAGAACAGUACGUCGAACAGAGGUCAGUAAAAAACUUGCUGAAGCAAGAAAAUCUUUUAUUGGAAAGUAUGGUUCCAACACACCAGAAAGAUCUCAGUUAACGGUGUUUGAUAUGAUAUAUUAUAAUCCUUCAGCAAAUCCUAUAAAGAGAGAUGAUAACAUUGUUGAAGAAGAAAGGACUAUAGAUGAUCCUAAAGGUGUUGAAGAGGUUGAACGAGCACAGGAUGAACAAUCAAAUGAAGCUACUGAUGCUGGAACAGAAGAAACUUCAAUGCCAGUUCCACAAAUUAAAAUUGGGCCCAGCGGAGAGAUCAUAUUGGACGAACAAAGCUUGGUAAUUGAAACAACAGGAACUCAAAAGGGUAGAGCAGAAAUAGCUAAUUCUCAUUUAGUUUAUGAUGAUGGAAACACCAAUUAUGGAAUUUAUAAGAAACGCAGGCGGCCCAAAGAUUGGUCGGUGAAUGAAACAUUGCGAUUUUAUAAAGCAUUAAGCACUGUCGGCACAGACUUUAGUAUGAUGUCAUCGUUAUUUGAAGGCAGAUCAAGAAGGGAUUUGAAAUUAAAGUUCAAAAAAGAAGAGAAAAUAAAUUUGACGUUACUGAAUAAGGUUUUAUGCAAUCCACAUCAAUUUGAUCUGUUAAGUUUAGAAGAAGAACUUAAACGUGUGGAAAUAAACCAUGUCAAAAAGAAAGAUAAACCACCAAAAGCCGAGGUGAUAAAAAAAGUUGUUGAAAAAAAACCAAGACCGCGAAGGAAAAGACACGCUAAACUUCUUGAAAUUGUGAGUUCUGAUGUUGUUAGUGACAGUGAUGACAGCAAUGAAGAUAAUGUUCAAUCUUCUCAGAGUAAAGAAAUUUUAUUAAAUCCUGUGGAUGAUGAACACUUAAGGGAAAUUAAUAAAAUAAAAAUUAAUACCACAAAUGGAAUUGUGAAUGAAUCAACAUAUGUGCAACAAGUCAAUACUGAUUCCUUGCAAUUCAAUAAUAUGUUCACUGAGCAUGACAAUACUAAUCUAACUUCAACACCAAAGCCGCUUAAUAAGAGAGUUCUUGAAGAUCUAAACAUCAAGGUGUCUAAUAAAAAGUUAAAAAUUUGUGAUAAUGACAUUGAAAAAGAUUGUAAUGCAUUUACAAUAAUCAAGAGUGUUGAAGAUCGGCAACAUAAUCUCACAGAAAUAGAUGAGUAUAUUAAAGAAAACAAUACUGCCAGUAAUAGUACAAAGAAAAAUAAUAGUGAUGGAACAGACAUAUCUGACAUAACCGAAUUAGACAAUUUAAAUUUGACAGUCAAUGACAGUAUAUUGAACAUAAGCAAUUUAGAUGAUGAUACCAAUGUUAGGGAAAGUUUGUCAACUAAUAAUUUAAUUAUUUUAUCUACAAAUGACUCUAAUAAAAAUGACAUGGCAAAUAAUGCAAUAAAUUCUUUGAAUGAUGUUCAGCAAUUACCGUUCAUUCAAUGUGGUGCUACAAUUGAAAAUAUUCCACUAAAUUCCGAUUUAUCAAAUAGAAAUGAUAAACAAAAUUCAAUCUCUUUCGUCAAUGAAAUUUCAGAUGUAAACAUUUUGAACACUGGCAAUGGAAUCAUUACUCUACCUUUUUCAGAUAUGCCAGUAAACACUUCACAAUUAAAUAUCACCGAUCUUACUAAUAAUUAUAAUAUGGAUUGUGCUAAAUUAUCUUCAGCCGGUACUGAAAAAUACAAUUUAGAUAAUUCCAUUAAACUAGUUGAUACACCAGUUAAUAAUUUUGUGGUUUUAUCUGUGCCCGAGGUAUCUGAAUCAAUGGAACUGCAUGAUAACUCACUAACAUUUGCAUCUUGUGAUAAAAAUUUGAGUGAGAAAAAUUUAGCAAUUAGACCCCAUUCAGAUAGAAUAUCAUUGCAUGAGAAUGCUUUGGAUUGUUCUGGAAAAGAGACUGAGAUAAACAAAAACAAAGGCAAGUCCAUACCUGAUGAAAAAACCAGUAUCAGCCGCCUUGUUGAUAUUCCUAAACAUAAAACUUCAAAUCGGAAUUUGGAUGCACCAGAGAUUGUAGGUGAAAAGAACAAAAGUCCUACUAAAUAUACGUAUUCCUAUUUCAAAAAAGCAUUUGAUAUUCCGAAGAAAAUUUUUAGAAGAACAUCUGAUAAACCUAAGAAAAACACUCAUACAAAUGGUAAUGUGAUUUCGAAUUUGUCAAUAUUAUCAUUUGUUCCCAAGAAGAAAGUUAUAAAUUCUUCAGAGCCGAAAAAUGUUAGCUCUUCAUCUUCAGGUAUGAAUGAAAAUUUGCCUGCACAAGAUCUGCUCACAUCUACAACUUCUGAGAUUCAAAAAAAUAAUGCUAACUCAAAUUCCCCUGGAAGUAGUUUUAGGAGAUUUAAUAUUGACAGUGCAAAAAGAAAUGCAUUAGAAUCAGCGUCAUCACGGGAAAGUGAAUCUCUUGCUAGGAUGUCGAUAAAAGAAAUAGAAUGGCCAGUAGUUGCAUAUGAUAGAAUCACUGUGCCAGAAUCACAAAAUAACACUAUUGUUUUAUCUUCAGAAGAUGAAGAAUGUAAUGCAAUAAUUGAUAGUAGUUUACCUGAAAAUUUGUCAUCUGAAAAUAACAAAAAUCUAGAAAAAAACACAGAAGUGCAGUCUGUUGUAAUUGGCACUUCUUCACCUCAACAAGUGAGUACCAGCAGUGAAGAUACUCAAGAGGGAUUGAGUAAGGAAACACAAUCAGAAAAACUUUCUAAUACUAAUGUGAUAAGUAAUAUUGAUGAAAUUUUGUUCGAUUUUCCGGAACUGCAUGAUGACUCUGUAGAGCUGGGCGCUCUUGUCAUCAAGACUGUUGAAACUUCAUCAGAUGUGCAAUACAUGGCUUUCAGGAAAUCUGUAGCAAAUGCUGCUGUUUUUAUGGAGAAGUUAAACAUGUCUAACGAUCAAUUACGGUCAAUUGUGGAUAGUAUGAAAGUCAUGAAUUCAAAAGAUGAAAGUUGA